UCCGCCAUGAUGUCAGUCGGAGGCAGAGCGAGAGGGAGAGAGGUGGGCAGUAUUGAGGAACUGAGUUCAUACAAUACUACUGAGACAUCCACAGCUUAGCAGACAGAUACGGUGAACCGCCUAUCCCGGCUCCUGUAAGUGAUGCUGCACUGAGGCACACUUUGAUCCAACUCCACUGGGGGUGCGAUGCGCGCUCUCCAUCCCUCAUUUAAGAGUUUUUCGGGGAGCGUACACAACCUUUAAAUCAGUCUGAACAAAUGGCUAUAAAAUAAAUUCCUUUCACGCCUUCCUUCCAUUUUUUUCCCCAUCACAAGUGAUAUUUUUCUGUUCGCUCUUGGAUUGAAGUUUUUCCUUUUUUUUUUUUUUUUUUAAUGUGCGGGUCAAGCCGCGUUUGACGCACACGUGUCCGCUUUGCGCCAGCGAUUUUUUUUAAAAAACUGGCCGCUUAAAAAAGGGAUUUGAAGGCAACCGUGGGCUUAGCGAUGCGAAGUUAAUAUAAAACAAGCCUGGACCGAUGCGUAUCUCCGCCUGUGGGACCGCGAGCCCAGCGCAUCCGAGGAGGAAUUACAGCGUCCCCUUCAAACAAAGUUGAUCGCUGUGCAGUUUUCUUCUCUCGUGCACAUGAGGACCACGGUCUUUUCAGCGCAUGGAUAAGUUUUUGUAGUGGAUAACAUUUUAUUUUUUCCCUAUAUGCAUCGCAUCCCGGUGCCGCUUCUGAUGAGGACCGUCUCCCCUCCUCUUCCCCACUUCACUUUAAUUCAUGGCACUUCUCUUUUGUAAAUCAGCGAUGUGUCUAUGCGGCGGUACUCGCGGUUGAUUUUUCACCCCCAUUCGAGCGCAAAAGACUUACUGCUGCAGACGUGAAGCUCCCGUCCACUCCUGAGUAUGGACUUAGCAAGUCAGGCCCAUGUGCUGGUGGCUUUGCUCACCUGUGUGGUCCUGUUGUGCCAGGCCCAGGAGCGGGACUACACGGUGAAGGAGGAGCAGCCGGAGAAUGUCCGCAUCGGCAACCUGCGCAAGGAUCUGGACCUCAACCUGGACCCCAACAUCCGGCUGUCAUCGCCGUUGCAGUUCAAGCCCGUGUACAAGACGGGCGACGUGCCUUUGGUGAGGGUGGAGCCCAACACCGGGGAGAUUUUUACCACCAACUACAGAAUCGACCGGGAGAAGCUGUGCUCAGGGGUCUUCGCGGAGAAGCGCUGCUACUAUGAGAUCGAGGUGGCCGUGCUGCCCGACGAAAUCUUCCGCUUGGUCAAGAUCCGUUUCCUGAUCGAGGACGUGAAUGACAAUGCCCCGCUUUUCCAGUUCAAUGUGAUAAACAUCUCCAUUCCAGAAAACACAGCCAUCAACACCCGAUACCCGGUGCCCUCGGCGUUGGACCCUGACGUGGGGAUCAAUGGGAUCCAGCAUUAUGAGCUAGUCAAGAGUGUCAACGAGUUUGGCUUAGACAUCAUUGAGACGCCUGAAGGUGACAAGUGGCCACAGCUCAUAGUGCAACAGAACCUGGACCGUGAGCAGAAGGACACCUUUGUCAUGAAGAUAAAGGUCGAGGACGGCGGCAACCCUCCCAAGUCCAGCACUGCCAUUCUCAAGGUCACCAUUUCCGAUGUCAACGACAAUCAUCCCGUCUUCAAGGACAGCGAGCUGGAGGUCACGGUGCCAGAGAACGCCCCCAUGGGGACAUCGGUCGCUCAGCUCCACGCCACGGACGCAGACGUGGGAUCCAACGCACAGAUCCACUUCGCCUUCAGCAACCAGAUCUCUGCCUCGACCAAGCCCCACUUCGCCAUCGACAGCUCUACGGGACUGAUCACUGUGAAACAGUCGCUGGACAGAGAGACCACCCCUGUCCAUAAACUCAUCGUCCUCGCCAGCGACGGCAGCUCCACUCCGUCCAGAGCCACAGUGAUUGUUAAUGUAACAGACGUUAAUGACAACGUACCCUCCAUAGACACUCGCUACAUUAUCAACCUGGUUAAUGGGACCGUUCUGCUGUCUGAGAAUGCACCUCUCAACACCAAAAUUGCCCUAAUUACCGUCACUGACAAGGAUGCAGAUCUUUAUGGCAAAGUAGCUUGCUACACUGACCACGACGUCCCGUUUCGGUUGAAGCCUGUCUUUAAUGAUCAGUUCUUACUAGAGACAGCUGCCCCUCUAGAUUACGAGACGACUCGAGAAUAUGCAAUUAAGAUAGUGGCUUCGGAUAGGGGGAUGCCGCCUUUGAACACUUCAGCUAUGGUUUUAAUUAAAAUCAAGGAUGAGAAUGACAAUGCCCCCAUCUUCCCCCAGCCGGAAAUCCAGCUUUCCAUCCCGGAGAACAAUGACCCCUCCACACAGCUAAUAAAACUCAGCGCCACUGAUGCAGACAGUGGACAUAAUUCUGAAAUUAUUUAUACGCUUGGCCCUGAUGCACCUGAUGGGUUUAACAUAGACAGACGGUCAGGAAUCCUCUCCGUUGGCAAACGACUGGACAGAGAGAAGCAGGAGAGGUAUUCCUUCACUGUCAUAGCGAGGGACAAUGGCUCCACAUCCCUGCAGAGCAAUGUCACUGUCAGGCUAAUCGUCCAGGACCUUAAUGACAACAGCCCAGCUUUCACACACCCCGAGUACAACUUCUAUGUGCCUGAGAACCUGCCUCUCUACGGAACUGUGGGUUUAAUCACAGUGACAGACGCAGAUGCCGGAGAUAAUGCUGUCAUAACCCUGUCCAUUUUAAAUGGGAAAGAUAAUUUCAUCAUCGACCCCCAAACUGGCGUCAUCAAACCCAAUAUAACCUUUGACAGGGAGCAGCAAAGCUCAUACACAUUUAUGGUCAAAGCAGUUGAUGGAGGGCAGCCUCCAAGCUCCUCGUACGCCAAGGUCACCAUCAAUGUAGUGGACGUCAACGACAACCGUCCUGUGUUUGUCAUCCCCUCCUCCAAUUACUCUUAUGACCUGGUGCGAACCAGCACCACCCCAGGUGCUGUGGUCACCAGGGUGUUCGCCAUUGACAAUGACACAGGUAUGAAUGCGGAGCUGCAGUACAGCAUCAUCAGCAACAUCAUCACCACGUCUAGAGUCUCCCCUCGAGGUCUCUUUGCCAUCGACAAAACCACGGGUAACAUAACGCUGCAGGAGAAGAUAGUGGCCGCUGAUCAGGGGCUACACAGGCUAGUAGUCAAGGUCAAAGAUCUGGGUCAGCCGGAGUCAUUACACGCUAUUGCACUUAUUCACUUGUUUGUCAAUGACACUGUAUCAAAUGCCACCUUUAUACAAGAACAGUUGAGAAAAAGCAUGGAGACCCCUCUGGAUCGUAACAUAGGGGAAAGCGAGGUCACGCCUCAGACCAACGGAUACGUGAUCGUUGUCAUAGCCAUCAUAGCGGGAACCAUGACUGUCAUCCUGGUGAUCUUUGUGACUGCCUUGGUGCGCUGCCGGCAGACGCCCAGACACAAAGUUGUGCAGAAGGGCAAGCAGAGCGGUGAGUGGGUGUCGCCCAACCAAGAAAACCGCCAGAUCAAGAAGAAGAAGAAGAGGAAGAAGCGAUCCCCCAAGAGCCUCCUUCUAAACUUUGUGACCAUAGACGAAUCCAAGCCUGAUGACCCUACCCAUGAACAUGUUAAUGGCACACUGGAUCUCCCUGUGGAGCUAGAGGAACAGACCAUGGGGAAGUACAACUGGGCCACGACGCCCACCACCUUCAAACCCGACAGUCCAGAUUUAGCCAAGCAUUACAAGUCCGCGUCCCCUCAGCCUACAUUUCAAAUCAAACCGGAGACUCCAGUGGCCCCAAAGAAACACCAUGUGAUCCAGGAGCUCCCAUUGGACAACACAUUCGUGGUGGGCUGUGACUCACUCUCCAAGUGCUCAUCGACUAGCUCCGACCCGUACAGUGUCUCAGAGUGCAGCUGUCAGGGGGGAUUCAAGACUGCGGGGCAAAUCUCCACCCGACAGAACCCCAGUCAGACACCGGAGAAGUCUUUCAACUCGCCGCCCCCGAUUUGUCCUCAUAAGGAGGCCUGUCAGCUCGGCAAGAUAACCUCCGUGAACACUCAGCGUCGUGUGACGUUCCAUCUCCCGGACGGGUCCCAGGAGAGCUGCAGCGACAGCGGGCUGGGAGACCCGGAGCCCAGCAGCGUGGCCAGCGCCCCCCAGCCCCUUCCCCUCAGCUUCCCCCAGGAGGAGUACUACGAGCAAACGUCCCCCAACAGCCGCACGGAGGGCGACGGGAACUCAGACCCAGAAUCCACCAUCGAGGUGAACCUUCAGAAAGCCUUGGCCGAGGCCUCCGAGACCUGCACCCAGGAGUGUCUGAUACUGGGCCACUCCGACAGCUGCUGGAUGCCGCCAGCUCUGGCCCAGUUCCAGAGUCCUGGCAGCAACAGCCCCGUCUCCACCCCCACGACCGCGGCCAUCGCCGGCACCCUCCCCUCGUUCGGCUUCCAGCAGAGCUGUGCCCGGGGAGCCAGAGCUGCCAUGGGCAGCAUGGGGGUCAUGGAUGGACGCCACACCCUGGGCCGGUCCGUGCCCAAAAAAGAUGAACUGGAUAAAGGGAUCAACCGGCCGCAGUUCUACAACACCCUGGACAGACACUGCAGCAGUAAGAAGGAGGACCCUGUCAAAGUCAUCCCCCUGGCGAGCUUCACCUCUCCCGGGCAACAGACGCCCACAGGCGGCGGCAGCGGCACUUUCCUACAUGAGCACCAGUUGUAAACGCAAAGGACAGGUCUUCACUGAGCUGACACACACGCGACUCCAUCCACAGAUGUGCCGUUCGAAUAACUCUGACCCGCUGCGGCUGGUGAAGACAUCUGAGGAUGGACGUGAUGACGCUCAGACAAACUCACAGGAGGCCCAUGUAAAAAAAACAAAAAAAAAAACAAAAGGUAGUUCCAUGUCAAAGUAGUUCCAUCACGGAAAAGCGGAAGAUAAUUAUUGCUUUUGGUUCAGUGAUGUUUGCUUAGUGAUAAGAAAGGGCGACGUAAGCUGUAAGCUGCUUGGGCCCAGCUUAGUGGAACCGUGUCCUAAAAGACUCUUUCCUUGUGCAGAAACAAAUGCAAAUCCAGUGCUUUGUGGCGAGCGAGCUAAAUUGGGCUAAAUGUUAAUCAUGAGAUCUGGAUGGAUGGUGUUUUUGUUGACGUUCUUGUGAAGUAUUGCUCUGUAUAACACGCAGCACAAACUCGUUUGGUGGCGGAAGGUGUUUCUUUUGUCUUGCCUGAAUGUGUUUCAGAAGUCUAUUUUGGUCAAGGGACUGCGGAAGGAUAAAAAAAACGUCUACGAAGCAUAACUAGGCCGAUGGUAGACGGAGCUCCACAGUCAGUGUUCUGCAUUUUCACUAUGGGCCACGACGCAAAACAUACAGUAGCACAAGAGAAAUCAGAAAAAUAUUGGGAUAUGCACAAAAACACUCACACAAACACACGGCCAAGACGUUUCCAUAGGGCGGCUGCUCAAUCAGAGCCAACUCUAUUACAACGCGUUCACCUUUACCACGUUCUCAGCCAAGAAACGCGCCGAUAGAUGCGCUGCGGAAAUGCACCUUUGUUUCCAUAGCUUCCAUUCCGAUCAGAAACACUGACGCGGCUAUGGAGCCAGUUAUACGAGCCUCAGUCGAACGAUCUGGAUCGAGCGCUCGGCAGCGGUUUGAGGGUCUGGACAGAGACAAGCCCCAGAUGUGUAAACGGCUUGAAAAUGCCACACACGUUUAGACUCUGCAGCUUUACACACACACACACACCCUUUCUUCCCACCAUAUCAUGACUAACACCCAACCUCCUGCUAUUAAUUACUAUUACCAUUACUCUAUAUGUGUUUCUAUAUCGCUCGGGUUCAGUGCUAAGAUUCUAUUAGCAGCUUUACUAUGUGUUGACACUGGAAUAAUAGACCAGGGUGCAGGAAUUUCUGCGGGGCCCCGAGUCGAACUGAAUUAUUCAUGUUAAUGUUAUUUUUGCAGUUAUGAUAGGAAUAGGCAUUGGCACUAUUUGAAAGAGAGGACCUCCCUGCAGGCUGCCCCUCACUGUGGUUUCAUCAUCCACACGCGGCAUCACUGCCUGCGUGGCUGUAAACUGCACUGAUCAUUAUAACUACUUCACACUAACUUGCGCCUCUAACAGAUUGGGUGCAGGAUAAUUUAUUGCAACAGCAAUAAGUGACUCUGCUGAUCUACAUUUUUUCUCUCCAGUAACAUCUAAGCCAGGUGUCUACAUCGUCAGGACACCAUAUGAUUCAUGGGAUUCAUUUCCUUGUACAAUCUUGCAAAUUGGGAACAGGCUUGAAUCUAUAGGAUAAAAUGGGGCUCUCCAGGGAGGAUGCAAGGCAAAUUGUGUUUGCGUGCUUUUAGAUACUGGACCUGCUCUCUCUAAUUCUUGGGGUCAGGACUUUUUAUGUUACAAAAAAGAGACUUGGUGAAGUGAUCGCUUUAAAGAUAGAGUGUGUGGAAGACACAGGAAGGGCCAAUUCAUUGUCACAAAAGUCAAUUAUGAAAAUAAUUUCUGUUCAAAACAAGUAACUUAAAUUAAUCUGCCUCACGUGAUGAGAGUGUCUCUCUGUUUGGGGAAUCCAAUUUCAGCUCAUUUACUAAAUAUUCUCAUCUCAUUUCAGAGUUUUAAGACAGGCCUGUACUGUACAUGCACCAGAUGUUAUAAACAAUGCAUAUUUGAUCAAAAGGAGAACGUAUCAAAGUGAGCAUACAUCAUCAUGUCACUAAAAAUAUACGUUUUACCGAAAAAUGCUAAUCCGAGCUUGUGAUGUGUUAACCAAAGGUUGCCACCGAAUCCUCACAGUCUUGUCAGUGUGAGUGAGUAAAUGUAUGGUUUUCAGCAAAAAACAAAUAAAAAGAAAAACUAUUAGGUUUAUAAGUUCAUCACCAGGAGCCCAAACGUUAUGUACUGUCGGAUACGACGCAGAAAAUUGUGCCCUUCCUCAUAACACGGAGGGAGAGAAAAUCCAUGAGCUAAAUAAAGGAUAAGACACUGUCACACUGGAAUAAAAAGUGAUUGUUUGAAGUAACUUAUCCAAUCACACGUGUACAGUAAGCACCUCUCUGUAACCUUCACUGUCUCACUUAAUCUGCCCACAUAACCCACAUUUACUGGAACGUCACCAUGAGUAAAAGCAUUAUUAGGGGGAAUGGUGUAUGAAUUGCAUGAAUGUACAUUUAUAGGAUGUUGCUUUUGAUACUAACACGAGUUUCCGUCAGCAGCUUGUCCGUUUUAUUUUACUAUAUGCCCUGUAUAGUACCAGUGUGUUAUGCAUCUGCUUUUAAAAUGGGCAUUUCACGAUGCGAACAGACGUGCGUUUGUUUUGGAGGGAUGAUGUUCCACCCAGUAAGAACUGUGCAAUCAAAUUUAUAUUUCACGAAAAGAAAAAAACAAAGAUGUUAAGUGACACGAAUUUUCACUCUGCAUGAUUCCGUUCGCACUGUUCCUUUCCUGCUUCCUGUUCAUUGCCCCUGCUCUGCUCAUAGGAAGUGUGAAGACGCUAUAUAUGAAACUCAACUUGUUCAUCGCCUUCCAUUUCCAGGAUUUUUCAAUCAAAAAUGUGCACCGCGGUUACCAAGACAACGUCUGUCAUCAUUUGCAUGAACUGUUUUGACACUUGAACUAUGUAGUUCACUCAUCUGUCAUUAGAAUCAGUGUCAGUAUUGAUGUUUACUGCUCUACUUGUUUGUCUGUCCUAUGGAACAAAACAAAGCGUUACACAGUGUUCACAUCAAAACUUUGUAAUGUGUGUGUACCUCCAACGCCUCUACGGCACACACACACACACACCGAUACUGUCAGUUAAGCCAGAUUUUAAACUGUACUAUACAUGCAGCACCCCUACGAAGUCCUAAUGGUCACAAACUGGAGCGACAGUGAAGAAUAAGAGCUACAGGCUAAACGUUGGAAUUGACUAUGAGGAGAAAAAGGCAAAAGGGAUGAGAUGACAAUCUCUGUUGUGAUGUAAAUGGACACAUAUGCAUAAUCCUGAGAGUGUGUUUGAAUGUGUUUCUAGGUGAUCAUGUAUGUGUGUGAAGGAGAGAGUGAAUGUGUGCGUGCACGGGUACAGGUACACUACGGUACAGUGCGGUACGGUAUGUGUUGCACCUUGCCAGGAUAUUUUAUGUACACUAUGUAUCUUGUACAAAACUAUAUCAAAACAUGAUAUAAGAUUUAAGUAUCUGCUUGUAAAUUAGUCAUCAGUAUGUAGGUCACGUGGCAUUGAAAGACGGCUUCAGUGCUUGCCAGCCAAUCUGCAUUGGUCUGUUAAAGCUAUACCGUGUGUGUUGUCAUGCCUUUGUAAAGUAACCCAUUUAAAUCUAUGAAAAAAUGACCUUCCAUAUGGUGAAAUGAUUUUUCUUGUCAUUGAAUUUUACUUUAGCCAUUAAAUAUUGAGUCCUCAAAGUA
Betta splendens (Siamese fighting fish) is the source of this 8366-nucleotide messenger RNA. It is a transcript of the gene pcdh11, whose product is annotated as protocadherin 11. Bases 886 to 4692 code for a protein of 1268 amino acids. Gene Ontology annotation, molecular function: calcium ion binding. NCBI's taxonomy places the organism in Eukaryota, Metazoa, Chordata, Actinopteri, Anabantiformes, Osphronemidae. The transcript is spliced from 7 exons. Gene Ontology annotation, biological process: homophilic cell-cell adhesion. Gene Ontology annotation, cellular component: plasma membrane. The record is from RefSeq and is a predicted model, not a curated record.